This is a messenger RNA of Henningerozyma blattae CBS 6284, 996 nucleotides long. RefSeq names its product Gvp36p (gene GVP36). Bases 1 to 996 code for a protein of 331 amino acids. The transcript has a single exon. The record is from RefSeq and is a predicted model, not a curated record. NCBI's taxonomy places the organism in Eukaryota, Fungi, Ascomycota, Saccharomycetes, Saccharomycetales, Saccharomycetaceae.
AUGUCCUUCAAUAAUCUAAAAUCCUCUAUUGGCCAAGCCUUGCAAGGCUUGUCUGAAAGUGUGUCUCAGAAGACUCAAGAAAUGGCUUCCACAUGGCCAGCUUAUGCUCAAGUUCAACAACGUUUAGCCCAAGAAAAAUUGGGUCAAAUCACUGAUAUCUCUCAAAUGCCACGUGAAUAUAUUGACUUAGAAGAUAGAAUUGAUAAUUUGCAAAAUUCUAUUCAAGUAUUAUUACAUGUCACAAGAGUUUAUGAAGAACCAGCUUAUGAUUGGCCAUACUCUACCCAAGAAUCUGUUCAAGAUUGGUCUCGUGCCAUCGGUUCAAGAGUUCAAGAAUUAUCUCGUGCUUCUUCUGCUUCAGAAGCUGGUAAUCUUUUAAAAUCUCCAGUUGGUCCAGAAAAUGGUCCACGUACUUUAAAUUAUGCUUUAUCCCAAGCUUCUUUAGCUGUCUCAACUUUAACUUCAAGUAACAUGCCUGGUCCAAAUGGAGAAGGUUUAUCAUCGGGCUUAAUUGCUUAUAGUGAUACACAAGCUAAAUUGGCUCAAAUAAGAAUUGCUCAAGAUACUCAAGUUCAAACUAAAUUUAACAAACAAUUAAGAGAAAUUCUAAAUAAUCCAAUUGCUAAGGCCAAUAAAUAUCGGAAAGAUGUUCAAUAUAAGAGAGUGUUAUAUGAUAUUGCAAGAACUAAUUUACAAAAUGCAAGACCAGAAAAGGAAGCCUCUUUAAGAGUUGAAAUGGAAACUUUAGAAGAUCAAUUUGCUCAAAUCACUGAAGAAGCCACCAUUGUCAUGCAAGAAACUUUAUCAAACACCCAUCUAUUAAAGAAUGUUGCUGAAUUAGCAGAAAUUCAAAAGAAUUACUACAAACAAUCCUUGGAAUUGAUGAACGAUUUAAUGCCAGUCUUCAAUACUGCUAAAGGUGAUGAUGAAGAUUUUGAAAUAGAUGCUAAAAAAGAUCCAUUGGCUGCCAAAAAAGUUGUUGAUGACGAUGAAUAA